AAAACAGAAAACUCGCUUUGUUGGCGGGGGUUCAACAAAGAGGUCAUCGUCACCGAAGUCAAAUUAUUUUGGUAGAAGAAACACCAGGAUUAAUUAAUUUAUUGUAAAAAUGCCGAGAAUAGACAAUGAUAUUAAACUUGACUUCAAAGAUGUACUUGUUAGACCUAAAAGAAGCACGUUAAAGAGCAGAUCUGAGGUGGACCUGUGUAGAUCCUUUGCCUUCAGAAACUCAGGGCAGACUUACGAUGGAAUCCCUGUCAUGGCCGCCAAUAUGGACACAGUGGGAACAUUUGAAAUGGCCAAAAGCUUCGCCAAAAGCAAGUGUUUUGUUUGUAUACACAAGCAUUAUUCUGUAGAGGCAUGGAAGGAAUUUGCUGCAGAAAACAAGGGCAUCAUGGAGAAUGUAGCCGCCAGCACAGGGACAGGGGAGGGAGACUUGAAGAAGCUGAUCGCGAUUAGUCAAGCCAUCCCAGAACUCAAGUACAUCUGUGUGGAUGUUGCUAAUGGCUAUUCAGAACAUUUUGUCCAAUUUGUGCGAGAUGUGAGGAAAACAUUCCCCAAACAUACAAUAAUGGCUGGUAAUGUGGUAACAGGUGAGAUGGUGGAGGAGCUAAUUUUAUCGGGAGCUGACAUCAUUAAGGUGGGGAUCGGUCCAGGCAGUGUCUGUACCACGCGUAAGAAGACAGGAGUGGGAUACCCCCAGCUGAGUGCUGUACUAGAGUGUGCUGACGCUGCCCACGGACUCGGAGGCCACAUUAUUUCUGAUGGUGGCUGUACUUGCCCCGGUGAUGUUGCUAAAGCUUUUGGUGCUGGUGCUGACUUUGUAAUGCUGGGAGGAAUGUUUGCUGGACACACAGAGUCAGGAGGGGAAAUGAUUGAGGAAAACGGCAAGAAAUUCAAAUUAUUUUACGGGAUGAGUUCAGCCACUGCCAUGAAGAAACAUGCUGGGGGUGUGGCAGAGUACAGGGCCUCUGAGGGUAAGACGGUACAGAUUGAAUAUAAAGGUGAUGUAGACGGCACUCUACAGGACAUUCUGGGAGGACUACGGUCCACUUGUACUUACGUGGGGGCCGGAAAACUAAAGGAGCUCAGUCGUAGGACAACAUUUAUACGAGUAACGCAGCAACUUAAUGAAGUCUUCAGUGCAUUUACCAAAGAACAUUAACAAUCAUAGUGAACAAGGGUCAGACAAGUGUGUGUCAUUCCAGUAUUGACUCCUGACAUCUCUUCGGUGAUGUAAUUGAUGAUGUCAUCAAUUGUUAUUUUACCUUAUUUCUGCAUGGACCUGGAACAAUCAAAGGGAUGAACGGAUUUUAUCAACAGCUUUUUUUUUUUUACCUGAUUUGCUUUUAAUUUAAUAUAAAGAAAUUUUGUACCAAUGUCCAGUUGUUUCAAUCUUGUAUGCAUCUAGUCAGUUGUGCAAAUCAUGGACACUUUUGGAUGUUUUAAUUAUGGUGACUGAAUUUAAUGUCAUCUAUGACUAUGGAAAAGAAAUCCACAUUUUGUUUUAUUUUUCUCCACGACUUUGCAUUUUGAGUUUUCUGUUAUUUGAAUCAUAUUAUUAAGGAUUUUCCCUUGUCCUGUAUUCUUUACAAGGGAAGUUAUUUGUUUCACUCUGGGCUAGUUUUUAGUGCAUAUUGUGAUAUGCCAAAGUUCUAUAGUUAGCCAGAAUAUUUUAGUAAGAGAAUUUUUGUUUUAUAUACAUAUCUUGCUCAAUGAUUUGGUGGAACCAUUAUUUAAGGAGAAAAUGCAACUUGCAUUAUAUAUGACCAUACCCAUGACUUCAGGGCUGCAUUCAGAAUCAUAGUGGCUAACCUAGAUUCAAGGUAACAAAAUGUCAUUUUUGAAGCCACAAAUUUUCAGGUUUGAUACAAAUAUUUUUGAUAGAUACCGGAUAAUUUUUGGAACUACAUGUAGGUUGAAGUUUCUAAGUGAACUUGUUUAUUUAAAGAAACAUAAUUUUUUUAAUGGAGAAAAUAAACAGCUUUCUUUGAUGUGUAACCCAGAAUAUCUAAGCUAGAGCUUUCUAAAAUGUGGCUAGCAAAUUGUUCAAAACAGUAGUUACAUGUAGAGGUUUGUCUAGGUUUUGUCUAUAUGAUUUUGAAUGCUCCCAGUUUUCUCCUUGCUGUGAUCAAUAAAACAGAAAAAUUGGUUUGGAUAUUGUUUUAUCGGAGGCCUGUUUAAUUUUUGAAAUAAAAUCUUGAAAAGUAAA
Molecule: messenger RNA, 2212 nt
Organism: Saccostrea cuccullata (small rock oyster)
Lineage: Eukaryota; Metazoa; Mollusca; Bivalvia; Ostreida; Ostreidae
Product: GMP reductase 2-like
Exons: 7
Coding region: 110-1165 (351 amino acids)
Biological process (GO): nucleotide metabolic process
Cellular component (GO): GMP reductase complex
Molecular function (GO): GMP reductase activity
Source: RefSeq, a predicted model, not a curated record